Emericellopsis atlantica is the source of this 1402-nucleotide messenger RNA. Its product is annotated as methanesulfonate monooxygenase. The transcript has 2 exons. The record is from RefSeq and is a predicted model, not a curated record. Gene Ontology annotation, biological process: alkanesulfonate catabolic process. Gene Ontology annotation, molecular function: alkanesulfonate monooxygenase activity. Bases 25 to 1191 code for a protein of 388 amino acids. NCBI's taxonomy places the organism in Eukaryota, Fungi, Ascomycota, Sordariomycetes, Hypocreales, Bionectriaceae.
CAUCUGCCAAAGCAAGCACCCGCAAUGGCAGCUGCAAUUCACCCCCUCAACGCGGAGUCGGAUCGACUUCUCUUUGCAUACUGGGUACCCAACGUGUCUGGCGGUCUUGUCAUCAGCAAAAUCCCACAAAACACCAAUUGGGACCUCGAAAGCAACAUUCGAUAUGCCAAAGCAGCUGAAGACGCCGGGUUCGAGUACGGCCUGACGCAGAUGCGGUUCCUCGCGUCCUAUGGCGCCGCCAAACAGCACGAGUCUGUGACCUUCUCCCAGGCUAUCCUCGGCGCCACCAAGAGCAUCAAGAUCAUUGCUGCACUCCUUCCCGGGAUCUGGGACCCGACGGUCGCGGCCAAGCAGAUCGCCAGCAUUGAAAACUACAGCAACGGCCGUGUUGCCGUCAAUGUCGUGAGCGGCUGGUUCAAGGGCGAGUUCACCGCCCUGGGCCAAUGGUGGCUGGAUCAUGCAGAGCGGUACCGCAGGAGUAACGAGUUCAUCCGUGUGCUCAAGGGCAUCUGGACCUCAAACGAUGAGACGGGGUUCUCCUUUUCGGGUGACUUUUACAAGUACAACAACUACAACCUCAGUCCGAAGCCGGUGCAAAGCCCUCAUCCCGAGAUUUUCCAAGGGGGGAACAGCGACGACGCGCGGAACAACGCGGCCGAGGUCAGUGACUGGUACUUUAUGAACGGCAAUGACCUCGACGGCUUCCGCGAGCAGAUUGAGGACGUCAAAGCGCGCGCAGCCAAGACUGGUCACACAGUCCGCUUCGCCGUCAAUGGCUUCGUCAUUGUGCGAGAGACAGAGGAGGAAGCCAUCAGCGUCCUUCAGGCGAUCCAAGGCAAGGCCGACAAGGAGGCUGUGGUGCAGUUCCAGGAAGCUGUCAAGCAGGCUGGCGCGAGCACCUCCAACAAGACUGGCAUGUGGGCGAACAGCAAGUUCGAGGACUUGGUGCAGUACAACGACGGGUUCAAGACCAAGUUGAUUGGCACCAAGGAGCAGGUCGCUGAGCGCAUAGUCCUUCUAAAGAGUCUCGGCAUUGAUCUCGUGUUGACCGCGUUCCUCCACUACGACCAAGAGAUCAAGCAAUUCGGCGACGAGGUCAUACCGCUUGUUAGGCAGUAUGAAAAGGACGGCAGGGGCAGAGAUGUCGACUAUGAGAUUGAGCAAACUGGAGAUGUCUACCGGAAGCGCUAGCUCAACCUCCUUCAGCGAGGUGGUGUCAAGGCCAUAAUGUUAGAUGUGGCAGUAGAAGAAGGGGAGGAUAAACACGACGAUGGUAAGGCCAGACCAAAGAAAUUAGCAUGCUCCCGGAUAAGGCAUUUGAGGAAACUGAUAUAUCAUUAAGUACGAGCAUAAAGUCGCAUAUUCCAGUUCAAUCUUCCGCAUGAUUGGGCAUUUGUGAGUG